Acinonyx jubatus (cheetah) is the source of this 8014-nucleotide messenger RNA. It is a transcript of the gene ASAP1, whose product is annotated as ArfGAP with SH3 domain, ankyrin repeat and PH domain 1. Gene Ontology annotation, molecular function: protein binding; GTPase activator activity. Bases 3762 to 7091 code for a protein of 1109 amino acids. Gene Ontology annotation, cellular component: cytoplasm. NCBI's taxonomy places the organism in Eukaryota, Metazoa, Chordata, Mammalia, Carnivora, Felidae. The transcript has 28 exons. Gene Ontology annotation, biological process: positive regulation of GTPase activity. The record is from RefSeq and is a predicted model, not a curated record.
GAAAUAGGGGUAAAAAUUGUAUCCUUUCCUUAAAAGGAGAAACAUAUGACAGGAGGAGUUCAUGUAGAUGUCCUUACUUGGUUUGAUUUUAAACUCUCGCAUUUAAUUAAAGCUGAAAGUUACAUCUGAUGUUCACCUGCUUCAUGCCCUGAUCAGUAGGAAAUUCUGGGAACUCAUAACUCCUUUGUAUUGACUUUGCAGUGUGUGUGUGUGUGUGUGUGUGUGUGUGUGUGUGUGUGUGUGUGUGAAUUUUUCUUUUUCUUAUUUGGCCACAAAACUGUAUGUGUUUUAGCUUGUUUAUUUUUCAUUCCUUGUUUUGGCUAAAAUUGUUUUUCAAGGAACUGACUGACUCCUCAUCUGAUUAACUUCCCUCCUGCGUAUGUGGCUCAUUUCACACUCCACCCUGUCCUUCGAUGGCUUUCUAUUCCAUCACAGAGGUUCGUAUGGAAAAAUAUCCACCUAGUCUAUUUAUGAUGUGUGUUUCUCUAAAACACAUUAUUUCUGAUCUUGAAGCGUAAUGUUUUUAAGUAUGUUUAAAAUUUUUAAAAUGUUUUUAUUUUUGAGAGAGAGAGCGUGUGCAUGCAUGGGGAGGGACAGAGCGAGAGGGAGACACAGACUCCGAAGCAGGUUCCGGUCCCUGAGCUGUCAGCACAGAGCCCGACUAGGGCCCAAACCCACGAACCGCAAGACCAUGACCUGAGGUGAAGUCGGACGCUCAGUUGACAGAGCCUCCCAGGAGCCACUAAAUAUGUUUUUUAAUAGGAACUUGUUCUCUGAAAUGCUUUUGCUGCUGAUGCUGUGGUUCCUUCUGGUUUCGAACUUUUUAAAUUCUGCUCUGGAAAGGUCCUGCUACGUUUCCAUCUUCUUGAUUACCAUCUCUUUAAAUCCUCAGUCCCUCGGCUUUCCCCCCCGUUGUUGAAGUGCAAUGGGUAGUCUGUCUUUGUCUUGUCACAAUUUAUGGGGAGUGACAGCAGUGUGCACUUUAAUAAUAUAGCAACCAAGCCCAUGUAUCAUUGUUUUCUGGCAAAUGUCCUGCCUGGAUAUGCAUCCUUAACGAGGAGUAUGGAUGGUAUUAUGACAGAUGAUGCUGGCCCUCAGCAAAGCAGGCAGCAAACGUGACUUGUCAGUGAUGUCCGGUUACCAGCACUGCUGAGUCCGUUAGUGACCUACUUUUACAUCAUCAGUUCCCAUGCAUACACGUGGCGCUAAGGCAACAUUCUCAUUGCCAGCACCUCCAAAUGUUGCGAAGACAACUAACCGGUUUUUCAGUGUCCCUGGGCCCCGUGGAGUGUGGAGUAGACUCAUCUGUGCACAGCACAGUGCACUGCUUGCCCUUGAACGGUUCACAACCUCUGUCAUUGCUGCCACAUCCGUUCCUGUUCUCUCCCAGCUCUGCGCAGAUGCACAGGCGCACAGAUGUAGCCUGGUGGGCACCCAGCCUACCCCAACCCCUUUUCAGUCUCUCCUUUUAAUCUUCAUUUACCUUCCCCCACCUCUGACAGCUCUCUGGGUUAUGAAACCAUUCACUUCACCAAUAAAGAUUUUUAUUUAUUUGUUUCUAAAGUUCAUAGCCUGUACCAGGCACUCUGCCGGGUGCUGAGACACAGCUGAGUAUAAGACACACAUGGUUCCUACCUCCCUAACACCCACUGUCUGGUGGGGGAGACAGACAAAGAAGCAGGAACUUACAGUCACGUGUGGUAAGUGCUGUGAUGGGGAUGGGGUUGGGGCUGGGGGUCCUGCGAAUCCAGGGCAGAGGACCGCCUAACCUACUGGUUCAAAGGAGGAUUUCCAGAGGGAGUGACACCUCAGUUAGGACCUGAAGAAUAGAGGUGGGGGACAACCUUCCACUUUCGAGAAGUCUGGCUUGUUAUCAGCUGGAGUAUGACGGGGAGACAGCGUGGAACAAGGGCUGGAAAGACAGCAGGACCUUACCCUGAGAUCAACAGAAAGCCUUUAGGGUUUGCAGCAAGAGAUUGGCAUGAUUUGCCUUUGAGAAGGACCUCUCCGACUGCAGGGUGGAGACUGGCCUGGACCAGGGCAAGCGUAAAUGAAGGGUGACCAGUUGUUAGACUGUGGAAGAUGACCCAGUGAGAGCUGUUAGUGGCCUGGCCCAGCCAGGAGACAAGGCUGGAGAAGGGACCUAAGGAAUAUUUAACCCACCUCUGCUUUCUAGGGACACAAAUGAUGCUUGGCCCCUGAAAAUGAGGGCUUGUCCCACACCUGGAUCUCCAUCUGUUAGCUUCCUACUAAGCAAGACAUCUUCAUGGAUACAGACACUCUUAACAGGUUCCCUGUCCCUUUCUGGGUUUCCACAUUCUAGGGCCAAACACUGGAUUGGUUGUGCAAUGGCCAUAAUCAUCACCUGGCUCUUCUGUUAUCUCUGUAGAACCCUAGAGUCCAGAAAGUUAGAGCAGAGUGAUUCUUUAAGGUUCGUCCUGUCCAGUCCUCCACAUUUUAGCAGUGACUAGUUGAUGGCCCAAACGAGGGAAAUGACUCGCUCAAACCCCCUCAGAGCAUUGGGAUUGGAACCGGAUGUUUCCGUUCCUGGGUAGGUGAUUCUUUGGGCUUAAACAACUGCUUCCUGGACUGGUUUGACUAUGUGUGUGUGUUACUCAGCGCGUUUUGCGUCUCCCACUCUUCCUCAGCUGCAGUGGACUCCUCUGAAAAUGUGUGGCAGGUAAAUAAAUCAAGGUUGGUCUUGGGUGUGCCCUUCUUUUAAGGCCCUGGGCUUGCCCUGAAGGAACAGUGUGUUAUCUUCUAGCUCUGCCUUUUCUGUCAUGUUUACUGCUUGUUUUGUCACUGACAGCAGUGAACUCUGAUCCUAGAUUCCCCUUUCUUGAGCCAUUGGUGGGUGGCAGGGAUCACAAGGACUCUGGGGACUUCUUUCGGGUUUUAUUGUGGUGACAGGCGGUCCUGCUCCAUCUCUGUCCUUUACAGCCCGGCCGCCAGGAGCCUGGCCUUGGGAAUCAGACUAGGCUUGAAUCCUAGCUCUGCCACUUGCCCACUGGGCAAGGUUCUCAUCAGUGAAAUAGGGACAGGCAGACUGCAGAUUUUAAAAAGUAAUAAAUGGGAAGAAGUCCAGUACAGGGCCCUUCACAUGGCUGAUGCUCAAUAAAUGGUGACUAUGUUUACGCUAGAUUAUUGUUCUCUGUCUCCUCAUUGCAGUUGGCCAAACUGUAGAUUUAAUCACCACAUUACCUGUUGACCACCAGUUGCCCUGUGUUGAUUCCCUGAUGAGAUUUCAGGAGGGUGGGAUCUUUGUUUCCACCCUUCUGAGUGAUAGAUUGUAAAUUCUUGUCUCUCUCACCCUCCCUGAACCUUGUCAGUUAAAGCUGCCAGACUCUGGAAACAGUGAAAAACCAGUGGGCAGUGAGGGUCUUCAGCCUGUGGGACAAGUGGCCAAAGCAGGGGAACAGAGGUUAGUGUUCCCUGCUUUGGAAGCUAGCUUAAAUUUUUCUUUUCUUUGAAACUUUUUGUGCAGUCGCUCUUGUGCUCUGAAGAAACACAGAAAUGACUGCAAAGAAAGGGCAAGGUGGUCCAGAGCCAUCCUCUUCAGAUGCGGGAUUAGAAAGUGGCGGGAGGUAAUAUUUGAGGCCAGAACAGGGAAAUGUAAUGAGUGGUGAGCUUCCAGAUUCUGCUUAGUGGGAUAACCACAUGGUCUUAGUGAAAGAAAAGAGGAAAGUGACGGUGGAAAUAACAAUUUCAGUAAUGCCUGCUUACCGUUCUCCGUAAGAACUCUGCCCUGGAGUGAGCACGACAUGGCUGUUGAGGAAGGUUUUCACAGAGCUAAGCGAAAAUCUUCACAAACAAAGAACCUAUUUUAUUACAGAGAAGCAUCCAAAGACAAACAUCAACUUGAUCUGGUAUUCAGUCAGGCUCUAGACCAAGAUAGAACAGCCUUACAGAAAGUGAAGAAGUCUGUCAAAGCAAUAUAUAAUUCCGGUCAAGAUCACGUACAAAAUGAAGAAAACUAUGCACAAGUUCUUGACAAGUUCGGAAGUAAUUUUUUAAGUCGAGACAACCCAGACCUUGGCACUGCUUUCGUCAAGUUUUCUACUCUUACAAAGGAACUGUCCACACUGCUGAAAAAUCUGCUCCAGGGUCUGAGCCACAAUGUGAUCUUCACCUUGGACUCCUUGUUGAAAGGAGACCUAAAGGGAGUCAAAGGAGAUCUCAAGAAGCCGUUUGACAAAGCUUGGAAAGACUAUGAGACAAAGUUUACAAAAAUUGAGAAGGAGAAGAGAGAGCACGCAAAGCAGCAUGGAAUGAUCCGCACGGAGAUCACGGGAGCCGAGAUCGCAGAAGAAAUGGAGAAGGAGAGACGCCUCUUCCAGCUCCAAAUGUGCGAAUAUCUCAUUAAAGUUAAUGAAAUCAAGACCAAAAAGGGUGUGGACCUGCUGCAGAAUCUUAUAAAGUAUUACCACGCUCAGUGCAAUUUCUUUCAAGAUGGCUUGAAAACGGCUGAUAAAUUGAAACAGUACAUUGAAAAACUGGCUGCUGAUUUAUAUAAUAUAAAACAGACCCAGGAUGAAGAAAAGAAACAGCUAACUGCACUCCGAGACUUAAUAAAAUCCUCUCUUCAACUUGAUCAGAAAGAAGAUUCCCAGAGCCGGCAAGGAGGGUACAGCAUGCAUCAGCUCCAGGGCAACAAGGAAUAUGGCAGCGAGAAGAAGGGCUACCUGCUGAAGAAAAGCGACGGGCUCCGGAAAGUGUGGCAGAGGAGGAAGUGUGCAGUCAAGAACGGGAUCCUGACCAUCUCACACGCCACGUCUAACAGGCAACCCGCUAAGCUGAACCUCCUCACCUGCCAAGUGAAACCAAACGCCGAGGACAAGAAGUCUUUUGACCUGAUAUCACAUAAUAGGACGUAUCACUUCCAGGCAGAGGAUGAGCAGGAUUAUGUAGCAUGGAUCUCCGUAUUGACAAAUAGCAAAGAAGAGGCCCUGACCAUGGCCUUCCGUGGAGAGCAGAGCACGGGAGAGAACAGCCUGGAAGACCUGACGAAAGCCAUCAUUGAGGACGUCCAGCGGCUCCCUGGGAAUGACGUCUGCUGCGAUUGUGGCUCGUCAGAACCCACCUGGCUUUCAACAAACUUGGGCAUUUUGACCUGUAUAGAAUGUUCCGGCAUCCAUAGGGAAAUGGGGGUUCAUAUUUCCCGCAUUCAGUCUUUGGAACUAGACAAAUUAGGAACUUCUGAACUCUUGCUGGCCAAGAAUGUAGGAAACAAUAGUUUUAAUGAUAUUAUGGAAGCAAAUUUACCCAGCCCCUCACCAAAACCCACCCCUUCAAGUGAUAUGACUGUACGGAAAGAAUAUAUCACUGCAAAGUAUGUAGAUCAUAGGUUUUCAAGGAAGGCCUGUUCGUCUUCAUCAGCUAAACUGAAUGAAUUGCUCGAGGCCAUCAAAUCUCGGGAUUUACUUGCACUAAUUCAAGUCUAUGCAGAGGGAGUAGAGCUAAUGGAACCACUGCUGGAACACGGACAGGAGCUUGGGGAGACAGCCCUACAUCUUGCAGUCCGAACUGCAGACCAGACCUCUCUCCAUUUGGUUGACUUCCUUGUGCAAAACUGUGGGAACCUGGAUAAGCAGACAGCCCUGGGCAACACGGCUCUACACUACUGCAGUAUGUAUGGUAAACCCGAGUGUUUGAAGCUUCUUCUGAGGAGCAAGCCCACCGUGAGUGUCGUGAACCAGGCUGGGGAGACUGCCCUGGACAUAGCAAAGAGGUUGAAAGCCACCCAGUGUGAAGAUCUGCUGUCCCAGGCUAAAUCUGGGAAGUUCAACCCACACGUCCACGUGGAAUAUGAGUGGAACCUGCGUCAGGAGGAGAUGGAUGAGAGUGACGACGACCUGGAUGACAAACCGAGCCCCAUCAAGAAAGAGCGCUCGCCGAGGCCUCAGAGCUUCUGCCACUCCUCCAGCAUCUCCCCCCAGGACAAGCUGUCACUGCCAGGGUUCAGCACCCCGAGGGACAAGCAGCGGCUGUCCUACAGCGCCUUCACCAACCAGAUCUUCACCUCCGCAAGCACAGACUCGCCCACGUCACCAACCACAGAGGCACCCCCGCUGCCUCCGCGAAACGCCGGGAAAGGUCCAACUGGCCCUCCUUCAACACUCCCUCUAAGCACCCAGACCUCUAGUGGCAGCUCCACCCUGUCCAAGAAGAGGCCUCCUCCCCCACCACCCGGACACAAGAGAACCCUAUCCGACCCUCCCAGCCCACUACCUCACGGGCCCCCAAACAAAGGCGCAGUUCCUUGGGGGAACGAUGUGGGUCCAUCAUCGUCAAGUAAGACUGCAAAUAAGUUUGAGGGACUAUCUCAGCAAUCGAGCACCGGCUCUGCAAAGACUGCCCUUGGCCCAAGAGUUCUUCCUAAACUACCUCAGAAAGUGGCACUAAGGAAAACAGAGACCAGCCAUCACCUCUCCCUGGACAAAGCCAACAUCCCACCCGAGAUCUUUCAGAAGUCCUCACAGUUGGCAGACUUACCGCAGAAGCCACCACCCGGAGACCUGCCCCCGAAGCCCACAGAACUGGGUCCCAAACCCCAAAUUGGAGAUUUGCCUCCUAAGCCGGGAGACCUGCCCCCCAAGCCCCAGCUGGGAGACCUGCCCCCCAAGCCCCAGCUGGCAGACUUACCCCCCAAGCCACAGAUGAAGGACCUCCCUCCCAAACCGCAGCUGGGAGACCUGCUGACAAAGUCCCAGGCUGGGGACGUGUCGCCCAAGGCCCAGCAGCCCCCAGACGUCACCCAGAAGUCACACCCGGUGGAUCUCUCCCCGAACGUGCAGUCCCGAGACACCAUCCAAAAGCAAGCAUCCGAAGACUCCAACGACCUCACGCCCACUCUGCCAGAGACGCCCGUUCCGCUGCCCAGGAAAAUCAAUACGGGCAAAAACAAGGUGAGGCGAGUGAAGACCAUCUACGACUGCCAGGCGGACAAUGACGAUGAGCUCACCUUCAUGGAGGGGGAAGUGAUUGUGGUCACAGGGGAGGAAGACCAGGAGUGGUGGAUCGGGCAUAUUGAAGGACAGCCUGAGAGGAAGGGGGUCUUUCCAGUGUCCUUUGUUCACAUCCUGUCUGACUAGCAAAGAGCAGGACCUUAAGAUUGUCCACAUCUUCACGCAAGACUGCCGCCUCCACGUACUCCCGUGCACACGUGUAUAUAGCUGCUGUUACAGAACGAGGGACUCACUCCAGGGCCACCUCAGGAGGGGAACGUAGUGUGUGUUGUAAAUAGUCCGUGGUCUUCCGCCUUCGCCAGUAUUAGGGUAGCCCUGGGACCCGGCGCGCCUUACUGGUUUGCCAAAGCCAUCCUUGGCGUCUAGCACUUAACAUCUCUAUGCUGUUCUCCGAGCAAACAGACAAAAACAGGAAUAUAGCAACUGCUGGCUUCGCAAGGAGAAGUGGUCUCCAGCAGCCGUCGAAAGGCGUAGAAUUGACUCGUGUUCCUAACAAAACAGUAUUCUCCAUUGUGUUACUGAAAACGCAGCGUUAGCAGAGAGGUGGGUUCUGUUCUCCAGGUGAAAUUAGCUCCAUGACAGAACGGCCUGUAGCGGUCUGUGUGCACGGUUCACAGCCACAAAAACCUACUUGGGUAUUUAUUACAGAGAAGUGCUCGGUUAAACCUAAGUGUUGCUCCUUCGGCAAAAUAAAAUACUCACCGGCCCAAACCCUUUGGUGGCAGUUGACCGUCCCCACCGCCUCAGGCAGGCUAGGCGCGGGCGGUCUAUCCUGUCUUACGGUGACGAGUGCCCGCCCCUGAGAUAUUACCUCAUUAUGCAGAAAUAACAUAUCCUUCACGACUAUUUUGACAAAAGCUUAAAACACAUCUGGUGAAGUUCAACUUUCAGGAACCGAGGACCGCCAGGAAACAUUAGCCUCUACAUUAUGCAUGCAUUUAGAAGCUUACCUGAAAUCUGCCUUUUAUAAAGGAACAGUACGGACAAGGUGAACUGUACAUUUUUUAAACUUGAUCGCCAUUAAAGCAGAAAUUAUAAGGUUGCGACAA